AUGAAAGAUAAGAUUAAUUUGCAAUCAAUUAGUGAUAGUAAUGAUGAAAGUGAUGAAAUUGCAAUGAGAUCAAAAUUUUAUCCAAAUCAAUUCGAUGACGAUGAUCAAUCAAGAGAAGAAAAAAUACCUGAUAUUGAAGCUGUUGAACGUCUACAAAAUCCAGAAGAAUCAAAUAUUCAUAGUGUUGAACAUGAUCAUAAUGAUGAUGAUGGUGAUAAUAAUGAUUAUUACAAGAUCUUACGAGAUAGUGAUGAAGAUUAA
Rotaria sordida is the source of this 261-nucleotide messenger RNA. The record is from the annotation of a GenBank genome assembly. Lineage: Eukaryota; Metazoa; Rotifera; Eurotatoria; Philodinida; Philodinidae.